UUCAUGACUUCUUGGACUAACAGCUUGCAGUGUCGUCUGUUCUGUACAUGAAACAGCAGAUAUGUGAUAUAGUUCUCAAAGAUCUCUUAGACAAAGCACAUAAGUUUGCUGCUCAAAUUGGGAUCCACCAACGGGAAUUUGUCAGUUUCUGAGAACUGAAGAAAAUGGGUUUGAACGUAAGUGGCUUGGUGGCUUUGGUUGUAUUUUAUCUCCUGACUUUAGCCACUGGAAUAUGGGCUUCUCGGAAAACUAAAAAGGAGAAGAGCCAGAAGCCCAGUGAAGUAGCCAUCGUAGGAGACAGAAACAUGAACUUUUGCAUUGCACUGUUCACAGCGACAGCAACGGGGGUUGGAGGAGCAUACAUCAAUGGCACAGCAGAACUAGUCUAUCUUCCUUCAAGAGGACUAGUGUGGGUUCAAGCCCCUGUAGGAUUAGCUUUGUCUCUCCUUGUUGGUGGGCUCUUCUUUGUCAAGCCAAUGAGAACAAGGAACUAUGUGACCCUGAUGGACCCAAUCCAAGAGUCCUAUAGGAAUGUGAUGGCAAGUCUGCUGUUUAUUCCACCACUGAUAGCAGAUGUGUUCUGGUUUGCAGCCAUUCUUGCUUCCUUAGGAGCCACCAUGGAGGUCAUUUUGGAUAUCCAAGGUUAUUUAGCCAUCAUUAUCUCUGCUGCAGUUAUCUUGUAUACUUUCCUCGGAGGUCUGUACUCAGUUGCGUAUACAGAUGUCAUACAGCUCGUCUUUAUAACAAUCAGCUUGUGGAUGUGUAUCCCAUUUGCUCUCAUGAACUCUGCAACACAAAGCAUUUCUUUUACUGCUGCCCACGACUUAUUCCAAGCGCCUUGGAUUGGAAAAGUAGAAAUGCAAUAUUUUGGAAGAUGGAUCGAUGACUUCUUAUAUUUGGUUCUUGGGGGCAUCCCCUGGCAAUCGUAUUUCCAGCGGGUUCUUUCAGUCUCUUCUCUCAGAGAAGCCAGGCUCAUGUCCUAUCUUGCUGGAUUGGGAUGCUUUGCCAUGGCUGUCCCUUCUGUGCUCAUCGGGGCAGUUGCAGCCUCCACAGACUGGAAUCAGACGAGAUACGGCCUUCCCUCUCCCAGUGACAGAGGAGACGCUGCCCUGAUACUUCCAUUAGUUCUCCACUAUCUUUGCCCAGCAGCCAAGCCAAUGGCCCCCAAGCCAACAAUCUCCAUUGUUGGCUUGGGGGCCAUUGCAGCUGCCGUGAUGUCUUCUGGGGAUUCUGCCUUGCUCUCCGCAAGCUCCAUGUUUGCUCACAACAUCUAUAGGAAAGUUCUCAGGAAGAAGGCAACUGAGAAAGGUGUAUUAUGGGUAAUGAGAGCAUCCAUGGUGAUGUUUGGGGCUGCGGCAGCAGGUCUGGCAUUUUACUCCCAUUCCAUUUUUGACCUCUGGUUCCUGGGCGGAGAGCUGGUGUAUGCCCUUCUCUUUCCUCAGCUCUGCUGUGCCCUCUUUGUCCCUGGUACCAACACCUACGGCUCAGCCGCUGGCUUCUUCUUGGGGUUUCUGCUGAGACUAUUGGCUGGGGAACCCUCCCUGAAGAUCCCCCCAGUGAUCCAUUACCCAGGAUGCUCUCUUGUAGGUGGGACCUACAUUCAGCUGUUCCCAUUUAAGAUGGUCACUAUGCUGGUCUCCCUGUUUACUAUCCUCUCUGUUUCAUACCUGGCGGCCUCCAUGUUUAAGGCAAACCUCCUUCCUGUUGAAUGGGAUAUUUGUAAAACAAUUAAGGAAGACCAAACGCUCAUUUUCUUACACCAAAGAGCAAAACCAGAGGAUAUACAGCAACUGGAGAACAUCAAGCCAGUGGGAGAGGAAACUGGUAUUCUGUAAUUUUACUGCACAGGUGGUGGAAGCCCCCUUAGACCUUUGACUGCGACCCUAUUCCAUGUGCUACUCCACUUUAGAAGUUAGGCUGAUAGUCACAAACAGAGUGGGACCUUUCUGGGGGUGGCACCAUCCCUGCUAGAAGCCCUUCAUUUCAGAUGCCUGUUUGAUACAGAGCUGGAGCUCUUCCUGGACAGCAAGGCACUGUUGCUUUUCUCAAAAGCAUUCUGACCAAUUUAGUGCUAUAGUUAUGAAA
Molecule: messenger RNA, 2085 nt
Organism: Varanus komodoensis (Komodo dragon)
Lineage: Eukaryota; Metazoa; Chordata; Lepidosauria; Squamata; Varanidae
Product: high affinity choline transporter 1-like
Biological process (GO): choline transport; transmembrane transport; acetylcholine biosynthetic process
Cellular component (GO): plasma membrane
Molecular function (GO): choline:sodium symporter activity
Source: RefSeq, a predicted model, not a curated record